CAUCAUGGAGGCAAUUGGAGCUAAGAGGCCAAAAGUCCACAGCAUCAGUUCAUGCUUUCUCUGCGAUGACUGUCCCAACAACCUGGAGGCGUUACACCUCCUCCAGCACUACAAAGCAGCCAAUGGAGAGGCCAUCGACUCGGCUGCUUUGGACCCCUCGUUCGCUGCUCUGCUGAGCGGGGCAGGGGUUGUGCUUGAGGAGCCGCCUGUGGACGAUCUCCUCUCACUCCUCAAGACGUACUUCGCCUCCAAUGCCAACCCCAGCGAGAAGGAGCUGACAAAGAUCUCAGAGUCUGUCAGUUUCCCCGUGGAUGUGGUCAGAAAGUGGUUUGCAAAGAUGAACUUUAGAAAAAAUGUGGGCAAAGACGUCUCGAAUAACAAUGGACAUGCAGAGGAGGACAGCUCACAAGAAAUAUCCAACAUAGCCUCAUCAGCAGAUGCCCCGGGCUCCCUUCAUAAACAUAUUUCAUCACAUAUUUCAUCACAGGGAACCACAGGGCCUUCCUCCUCGCAGCAGGAAAAGAUCCUAAGGGGUCAAACCAUCAACCCCCCUCAGAUUGGAAAACAUAUCAACGUCAUCACUGGCGCACAGCUGCGCUCAUUAGCAGUGCUCCAUAAGAGUGCUUCAUGUUCAGCCAAAGAGAGGAAGAAGAGACGGCUGGAAAACAAUCCGUACCCAUGUGACCUUUGCUACAAAGUCUUCAAAGCGGUCUCCAGUUUGCUCAGGCACAAAUAUGAACACACAGGAAAACGACCAUUUGAAUGCAAAGUCUGCAAGAAGGCCUUCAAACACCAACACCACCUGAUCGAACACGCAAGGGUGCACUCCGGGGAGAAACCCUUUCAGUGCGACAAGUGCGGGAAGCGUUUCUCUCACUCUGGAUCGUACUCCCAGCACAACUCUAGACGCAACUCUACCCGCUGCACGAAGAUCCGUCCUGACUCUGACACGGUUCGAGACCUCGCAGAGGGUCACUCCUCAGACCUGCAUGUACCGCAGUUUGACGCUUGGACUACGACCCCAACUGGACUCAGAUGAGAGGGGAAGGUACAAGAGAAAGUUCACGACUUCUUCUGUGAUGCUAUGGAGAUCCAGCUGGAGGACGACAGGUGAGACAACGGCACAACCUGGAGAGGAAUAGAUGACAAACGGCAAAUUAAAGAUAUUCUUUUGGAGUAAAGUGGAGCUAGAAUGAUGUCACCGCUUUCUACAAAAGCCACAUGUGCCUGAACUUGAGAAAACAAAACAGUGAGUUUUGUGGUGGCAAUGACAUUUUUCUUUUUUUAAAUAGGGACACAUAUUUUUCAAGCAGAACUUACAAAGUAGGCUACCUUAUUAUACAGUAUGUGUAACUAACACAACCCCAGGUUGUUUUAUGUUUUUUUGUUUUUCUCAUUGGGUCAGUCUCCAGGUACAAAUUAAAGCCUGACUCCACCACGACUGUUUUUAAAAUGUCAAGCCAACAAAAAAAUGAGGAAGAGAGUCAAACGCAAAAGCAAACAUAAGAAUGUAUCACCGGGUGGCGCUAGAAGACCACCCAACUCAGAAGUCUGAAGACCACAAUCAGCGCUAAUCAUUCACAGUUCAUUGAGUUAUGAGCCAGGAUUAUAUAUUUGCAGUGUUGGAAAGUAACUAAGUACAAUUACUCAAGUAUUGUAAUUUAGUAAAUAUGUUGAUGCUUGUACUUCACUAUAUUUAAAAGAGAAAU
This is a messenger RNA of Trematomus bernacchii (emerald rockcod), 1709 nucleotides long. Its product is annotated as zinc finger E-box-binding homeobox 1-like. Gene Ontology annotation, molecular function: DNA-binding transcription factor activity, RNA polymerase II-specific; RNA polymerase II cis-regulatory region sequence-specific DNA binding. Bases 5 to 1039 code for a protein of 344 amino acids. NCBI's taxonomy places the organism in Eukaryota, Metazoa, Chordata, Actinopteri, Perciformes, Nototheniidae. The transcript has 2 exons. Gene Ontology annotation, biological process: anatomical structure development; regulation of transcription by RNA polymerase II. The record is from RefSeq and is a predicted model, not a curated record.